CGUCAGUCGCGCCGCAUCACGAGGUCAGGGGGGGGAAUAUAAAGGAAAGUUGCGCUGGCCGUGGUGCUGAAAACUCUCCUCACGACGCACAGAUGCGACAAAACUAAAAGUGUUUUUGACAGUUGUUCGUUGAGAAACAAACACAUCACAUAAACUGUUGACCCAAAAUAAAACACCAAUAUCACUUGUCCACAUAGUUGAUAGUCCAGUCGCCCGAGAGAAGAGGUUGAAGACGUUGAAACUGUUUAUUAAUCAUUUAUGAAGUGUAGGCUGAGAGACUACCAGAGACACAAGAUACAGACAGCACUUCUCCCUCGCAGGAAUACAGGUGCUCGGACCCCCCCUCCUGCCCGUUCUGCAUGGUCAUGACCAGUCACUACGCACCCUCCACAGCCCGACUCAUCCUAUUGGUCCUGCUCACUGUCACUCCACGGCUGACCGCCACCCCUGUGGGUGGGGAUGGGCAGAGGGAAGGGCACUCUAGGACACACCUUAAAGAGGACAGCCUCAAGCCCUUCCAUAGCCCUCUGAAAUCAGCCCCAGCCCCCUCCGCUACCCUUUGGACCAGACCCAGGACCGGAUAGAGGACCAGGAACAGAGCUAUGGUGGCCCUACAAACAUGGACCCUGCCCAGGCUCUAGCCGCUAUGCUACUGGAGGCCCUGGACCACACUGGGAGAGGCGAGGGGGAUCCAGUCCCUUUGGAGGAAAGAAGGGAUGAGGAGACAAGGAGAGAGGAGGAGGAGGAGGAGAGAAGGGUGGGGGAGAGGAUGGAACAGCUUGGACCAGCACUAGUGGCAGCAGCUCUAGGAGAGGAGUUAAGAGAGAUAGAAGAAGAGGAGGAGAGGGAGGAGAGGAAGAGGUCAGAGGACAGAAGCUGGCUUCUAAAGGAAGACGGGGACAGAGCUGGUGGUGGCGGUGAGGAGGGAGGACAGCAGAAGGAAGAGGAGGAGGAGGAAGGUGAAGCGGCGAGAUGGGGAGGUGAAAAGGAGAAAAGAGCAGAGGGGAGUAGGAUAGGAGAGGAGGGGAGGCCUAUUGACCUCCAGCGGAACGCUCGGGGCUACUUCCAGAACAUAGACCUCGGUCUCCAAGACAACGAGAUUCUUCCCCCUCUGAAGGGGUAUAAGGCCUACAACACCCAGCUGGCACAAGCUGGGAAAAAGCUGCACUGGGAGGAGGAGCGGGCGCGCAACACACCCCUGGGGGGCAACUUCAUGGACGACUUUGAGAAUGAAGCAGAGGAGGAGGCGGCUUUGUCGAUGGUGGAGGAGGAGGAGGCUCGUGCGCGUGCAGAGCAGCAGGAGGUGCAACGGCAGCAGGAGGAGGCAGAGAGGGCUAGAGAGGAGGAGCAGAGGCUGGCGGACAUCGCCUCGGACAUGUUGCUGCAGUACAUGGGGAGACAGAAGCAGCAGGGGGCGCCCUACCUCAUGGCCAGACAGAAGGCCGGCGCCAACGCUGCUGAAGACAAGCGCUCCGAGGAGGUGGUAACCGACGGCGACGACCUGGAUCAGCAGAUGAUUGACAGGCUGAUCGAGAUCAGCAGCAAGCUGCACCUGCCGGCCGACGACGUGGUCCAGAUUAUCUCCAACGUAGAGGAGAAGAAGAAGAGGAAGGAGCUGACGUCGCUUAGCAACCCGGUCGCCCCGCGUUACCGGCCCCUAGUUCCCCCUCCCCUAGUGACGGGCCCCAUGUACCACUACACAGCCUCCUCCAACCCCAAGAAGGACCCUUACUACCAGCCCUACAAGAACAAGUGGAACAAGGACAGAGCCAAGGCCAAGGCCUACAAGCAGGACGUCUGGUUCAAACCCCAGAAACAGUUCCUAGCCUUCCCGUCCUACCCCUACUACCAGAAACCCUACCGUGCCUACUACCCUGUGUUCUUCCCCUACCCCAAACCCCAGUACUACGACAAUACUCCCAUGGGGGAGGAGCCACCCCACAGCCCGCCCUUGGACUAUGAGCUCCGGCCUACCAGGCGCAGACACAGGGCCGGGGGCAGGGCCAGAGGUGGAGGUAGGCAUGGCUGGAGACAGCAGCCCCUCCCACCCCGUCUUCCCUCCUCUCCCUACAUCUCCAAUUAUAUCCUACCACACCCCCGGACAUAUCAGCCACUGCCUAAACCCCUCUCCCCCCAGAACAGGGGCAGGCAACCCCCAUUCUACUACCCACCUGGGCCUGGGGGCUUGGGUGUAGCUGGGGGGAGGGUGGGAGGGGACUAUGAAGAUGAUGAUGGGCUGGUUCCUCAGCUGGACAGUCAAGAGGAACUGGAAAACUUUAUAUCCAAAAUAUACAUGAAACGCAGAAUGUACUAGAGACAGAAGGACAGACAGACACGACCGCAGGACAAAGGGACCAAAC
Oncorhynchus keta (chum salmon) is the source of this 2360-nucleotide messenger RNA. Its product is annotated as trichohyalin. Gene Ontology annotation, molecular function: neuropeptide hormone activity. NCBI's taxonomy places the organism in Eukaryota, Metazoa, Chordata, Actinopteri, Salmoniformes, Salmonidae. The coding region runs from base 620 to 2314 and encodes 564 amino acids. The transcript is spliced from 2 exons. The record is from RefSeq and is a predicted model, not a curated record.